AUGGAUCAGAAAACAUUCGACGAGGCUGUGAACGACACUAUGGAUUUAUUAGACAUGAACUAUUCUGAAGCUUUAAAAGAUACAAUCAGUCAGUUUCAGCAAUUGGGAAUGGAUAUGGGUGGAAUAAAAAUAGACAUAGAAAAGGCUACAGAUCCACUGCCAUCUGCACUUUAUAAAUUAAAAAUGUAUUAUGAAACCUCCGUAUGGGAGGAAUCGACAAAGGAACAGAUUGUGAGUAAUCUUUCAAUCGUUGAAAACGAAUGCAAGACACACGAGGGCCGCCAUUUGUCCAAGUUGAGUGGUGCUUAUAAUAUUGUGUGUGGAUAUCUAGAUAGACUCGCUGAACUAGAUGUUGAUCAAAAAGCACAACUCAUUAAAACAUUUGAUUCACUCCUUGGAGGUGGACAAGUUGUGUAUGGUAAAGCAUUAGACAUUAUGGUUGAAUUGUUGAAGAAUACAAAAGACGAAAAAGUGUUAUUAGCUCAAUUAUCCUGGUUCAAAACAAUUAGUGAACUUGAAGAUGAAAGAGAGGAACUUCGAAUUAUUGGUAUAGGCGAUAUUAUGAAAGACAUUUUACAAUCAAAUUCUUCAAAUGAAGCUGUGAUUAUUGCAACUUGCCAGUUGAUUAGAGCUCAACUACGUGAAGAUAAUUGUAGUGGAGAUUUCUCUAAUGCGGGGGAACGAUCACGACUUUUUGGUUGUGAACUAAUGUUACCUCUACUUCAAUUGUUAAAAGAUGAUAAAAUAAUUGAGUUAGAAGAAGUAACUAGUGAAAUAUUCUUUACCUUAGCUACGAUUAUUGUUCGUUUUGAAUUUUGUCGCAAAUUUAAUGAAUGUGGAGGCUUGUUAAGACUUAAAUUAGCCAUGGACCGUCAUUGCACAAUGAGAUUGAAUUGUCAGGCCUUUAAACUUCUUAAAUCACUCGCCGGUGAUGAUAUUGUGAAAGACGAUAUCAGAAAAGUAGGAUUUUGUCCACUCAUACUUUCAGCCUUACAGAGGCAUAUAAACAACAAACAAUUGUGUAUUGAUGCAAUGAAGUUAUUGACGGCUUUGACAUUGCGCUCUCCACAAAACAGCGCUGAAUUGACACAAUUAGGUAUUGCGGAGCUCAUUGUUCAGGCAAUGAAAGUGCAUUCGAAUGAUGACAAACAUCAGAAACAUGCUUGUACAGCUGUGCGCAAUAUAGUUUCAAGAAACCGUGAACUAGCCUCAGAGUUUUUGGCUCAUAAUAUUGAAAGCAUAAUUGAAAAAAUAAUAAGCCAAUAUAAAAAUUGCGAGUUUGAAGCUAAAAGUGCUUUACGAGAUCUUGGCUUGGAUGUUAGCUUUGUUGAACAAUGGACUGGCACUGGUCAGAAUUUAUCAUCGUAG
Messenger RNA from Macrosiphum euphorbiae (potato aphid), 1368 nucleotides. The record is from the annotation of a GenBank genome assembly. NCBI's taxonomy places the organism in Eukaryota, Metazoa, Arthropoda, Insecta, Hemiptera, Aphididae.